UCUAAUGAUCAAUUAGCCUUUUAAAAUUAUAAACUUGGAUUAGCUAACACAACGUGCCAUUGGAAAACAGGAGUGAUGGUUUCUGAUAAUGGGCCUAUGAAGAGAUUCCAUAACAAAGCAGCCGUUUCCAGCUACAAUAGUCAUUUACAACAUUAACAAUUUCUACACUGUAUUUCUGAUCAAUUUUGUUAUUUUAAUGGACAAUAAAUGGUAGUGUAGUGUCUACUUGUUUUAUUAAUGUUGCUAUUAUUCAGUACUGUCUUAACUAUAUGGAUUUCAGAGCAGCAGUUUAAGUUUUUCAACACUAAUUUAGGCUGACUAACCUGUAUAGGGUGUGAUAGCUGUUGCUUCUCUAUAUUAUUUAAUCCACUUGACUACUAAUAUUAUAUAUUUCAUCCACUUGCCUCCUAGAUAAUGUUAUUAUUGCUAGUCAAUCUUUGUUGAUUCUAAUUGCAUUAAGGUUCAAGGAGGAAUUAUGUAAAUGAGUUUGUUUAUAUUUAUCAGUUUGUGUAAUAACUGCAACAGAUCUGCUACGGUGUUAGGUGUUAACUGAGGAAAAAUAAUCAGGGGUUUCAACCACACCCCACUAUUUACUGUCUAAAGAUGUUUAAAUUGUUUUUUUUCACCAACAUGUAUUUGUUAUCAAGCUGCCUUUCGUUACCCUCUGGUGUUCAUUGUGUGUAAUCUAAGAUAGUAUAUUUGCUUCGUUAAUAAAUUGUUACUUGAUCUAAAUGUUAAAAUGUUAUUCCAGUUCUCAGAAUAUUCAUAUAGCCUUCUUGAGGUCCACCAUUAGUGUUCCAACAUGGAUUUAGAAUUGUACCAAUAACAGUUCAAGGAAACAGCUUUGAGAUUUCAUGACGUUAUAAUGCUAGGAAUCUAUCAUCACCAUUGCUUUAUGCUUUCAUGAACUUAACCUUUUUGGAUGAAAAGACAACGCCCUAGGACUCCAGUGGUAUGUCCAUGAGUAUGUUAGCAGCAGCAGGGGGACAGGAUGACAUCCUGAGGCUGCUGAUAAAGAAGGGGGUGAAGGGGAACGGACGGCAGAAGAACAGCACCACUGCCCUAAUGCACGCUGCAGAGAAGAACUUCCUGAGCACAGUUGCUAUCCUCCUGGAGACAGGGUCCUACGUCAACGCUCAGACACUGGGAGGAGAGACGGCCCUGAUGAAGGCUCCUGGGCGGUCCUUUAUCUGAACGUCAUCAGUAGAGAGUCCUUUUGAGGACGAACAAAAUGGCCGGAGCGGAUUGAGUGACGGUUGCAAGACUCAUAGGGCUGUGGUCCAAUUUCUCCCCCUAUUGCAUUUUUGUUUUAACUCCCCCUCAUCGAUUGAAAAUAAAUGGACUUUAUGAAUUAUGGUGGAAAAUCUCUCGUUUAUUCUUACACCAAUCCAGUUAUUUUAAAUCUAUGAGGAGGAGUGGUCAAAUGCACACUUUGUGGAGUAGAGAAUUGGAAUGCAGUAUUUUGAAACAGGGCAUUUGUUCCUGCUUGUGUGAGAGAGUAACAGCCAUGGUAGCUUAGAAUGCAAAUCCUGCUGAUGAAUGACACAAGACAGAUUACUUCACAACUUUGACCAGCAAUUCAAGUCUGUGUCACCCAUUUGUUGCAAUAGAAUGGGACAGCCAAAUGGGAAUAAAUGCUUGUGAAUGGUUUGGAAUUAGGAUAGAUGUACAUCUAGAUUAUAAAAAAAUAAAAAAAGUACUGUAUA
Molecule: messenger RNA, 1706 nt
Organism: Oncorhynchus tshawytscha (Chinook salmon)
Lineage: Eukaryota; Metazoa; Chordata; Actinopteri; Salmoniformes; Salmonidae
Product: M-phase phosphoprotein 8
Exons: 4
Coding region: 955-1194 (79 amino acids)
Cellular component (GO): nucleus; cytoplasm
Molecular function (GO): protein binding
Source: RefSeq, a predicted model, not a curated record